AACAUGUUGAUUCAGCAGGUAGUGUUAUAAAAGCUCCAUGCUGGCUGAUCAUAGUUUUGUCAGUGAGAAGGGUCUCCAUGGAUCCAUUCAUUGUCUUGGUGCUCAGUCUCUCCUGUCUGCUUCUCCUCUCACUCUGGAGACAGAGCUCUGAGAGAGGAAAGCUCCCUCCUGGCCCCACUCCUCUCCCAGUUAUUGGCAAUUUCCUCCAGAUAGAUGUGAAGGACAUCAGCCAAUCCUUGACCAAUCUUUCAAAAGUCUAUGGCCCUGUGUUCACCCUGUACAUGGGCAUGGAGCCCACUGUGGUGUUGCAUGGGUAUGAAGCAGUGAAGGAAGCUCUGAUUGACCAUGGGGAGGAGUUUGCUGGAAGAGGAAGCUUCCCAGUAGCUGAAAGAAUAACAAAAGGCCUUGGCAUUAUUUUAAGCAAUGGAAGCAGAUGGAAAGAAAUAAGACGCUUCUCACUCAUGACUCUGCGGAAUUUGGGCAUGGGUAAAAGGACCAUUGAGGACCAUGUUCAAGAGGAAGCACAGUGUCUUGUGGAGGAACUGAGGAAAAUCAAUGGCUCACCCUGUGAUCCCACCUUCAUCCUGAGCUGUGCUCCAUGCAAUGUCAUCUGCUCCAUUAUUUUCCAGAAUCGUUUUGAUUAUAAGGAUCAAGAUUUUCUUACCUUCAUGGAAAAAAUAAAUGAGAAUAUCAGGAUUCUGAGCUCCCCCUGGUUGCAGGUCUGCAAUAAUUUCCCUUCACUAAUGGACUAUUGUCCAGGAAGUCAUCACAAGUUAAUUAAAAAUGUUGAUUAUAUCAAAAGUUACCUUAUGGAGAAAAUAAAAGAACAUCAAGAAUCAUUGAAUGCUGCAAACCCUCGGGACUUUAUUGAUUAUUACCUGAUUAAACAAAAACAGGUAAACAACAAUCAACUAUCAGAAUUUACACUUGAACAUCUGGCAACCACAGUGAAUGAUCUGUUUGGUGCUGGGACAGAGACAAUAAGCACAACGCUGAGAUAUGCUCUCCUGCUCCUGCUGAAGCACCCACAUGUCACAGCUAAAGUCCAGGAAGAGAUUGAUCAUGUGGUUGGCAGAAACCGCAGACCCUGCAUGCAGGACAGGAACCACAUGCCCUACACAGACGCCAUGAUUCAUGAGGUCCAAAGAUUCAUUGACCUCAUCCCCACCAGCGUGCCCCAUGCGGUGACUUGUGACACUAAGUUCAGGAACUACCUUAUCCCCAAGGGAACAACAGUAAUAACAUCACUGUCAUCAGUCCUGCAUGACAGCAAGGAAUUCCCCAACCCAGAGGUAUUUGACCCUGGACACUUUCUAGAUAAGAAUGGAAACUUUAAGAAAAGUGACUACUUCAUGCCUUUCUCAGCAGGAAAACGGAUUUGUGCAGGAGAGGGCUUGGCACACAUGGAGCUGUUUCUAUUACUGACCACUAUUUUACAGAACUUUAAUCUGAAAUCACUGGUUCACCCUAAAGACAUCAAUAUUACCCCAGUGGCCAAUGGAUUUGCCUCUCUGCCACCCCCCUACCAGAUCUGCUUCAUUCCUGUUUAAAGAAGAACAGAAUUUGUGGUCUAAGCUGUGUUGUUUUCUGCAAUCACGUCUAGACCUUCAUCCAGCUUUUUCUUCAUCAGGGACAAGCUGCCCUUACUCUGCUCUCAUGUAUUCCCAUUGUGUCAAGACCAAGGAAACACCUGUCAAACAUUUUGCAGUUUCUGGAGUCACUGCACAAAUAUAUUGCAAUUUUCUCUUCUCUGCAACAGUGUUAUUAUCCCUUGUGCUAAUGUGUAUCAUGUCUUGAGUUAAAAUAGUAUUUCACUGUAAAAUAACUAAUAUAAUAAAAUAAUUCAUGGUCAUUUUUCUUCUGUAUGUUUUCAAUAAUAAAUAUAUUUGAUUUGUGUAUCUGUUCUUAGACGUGCUUACAACUCAGGUAAAAAAAAA
Messenger RNA from Peromyscus leucopus (white-footed mouse), 1937 nucleotides. Its product is annotated as cytochrome P450 2C26-like. Gene Ontology annotation, molecular function: oxidoreductase activity, acting on paired donors, with incorporation or reduction of molecular oxygen, reduced flavin or flavoprotein as one donor, and incorporation of one atom of oxygen; heme binding; iron ion binding. The transcript is spliced from 9 exons. Bases 78 to 1550 code for a protein of 490 amino acids. Gene Ontology annotation, biological process: xenobiotic metabolic process. Gene Ontology annotation, cellular component: cytoplasm; intracellular membrane-bounded organelle. Lineage: Eukaryota; Metazoa; Chordata; Mammalia; Rodentia; Cricetidae. The record is from RefSeq and is a predicted model, not a curated record.